AAUGAUGGGACACUAUUCCUCACUCUGACACCAUUGAUGGGGCACUAUUCCUCCCACUGACACCAAUGAUGGGGCACUAUUCCUCCCACUGACACCAAUGAUGGUGCCCCAACAUUAGUGUCAGUGUGUGAGGAAUAGCGCCCCAUCAUUGGUGUCAGUGGGAGGAAUAGUGCCCCAUCAUUAUGGGGCCCAGUGGGAGUAAGCAAUGCCCAAUCUUUGGUAAUAGGGGGAGAAAUAGUAUCAGUGAGAAUAGUGCCCCAUCAUUGGUGUCAGUGGCAGGAAUAAUGCCUCAGGGGCCAGAUAAAGUCAAGCAAAAGGGCCGCAUC
Molecule: messenger RNA, 326 nt
Organism: Staurois parvus
Lineage: Eukaryota; Metazoa; Chordata; Amphibia; Anura; Ranidae
Source: the annotation of a GenBank genome assembly